Molecule: messenger RNA, 3282 nt
Organism: Hyaloscypha bicolor E
Lineage: Eukaryota; Fungi; Ascomycota; Leotiomycetes; Helotiales; Hyaloscyphaceae
Exons: 2
Coding region: 1-3282 (1093 amino acids)
Source: RefSeq, a predicted model, not a curated record
AUGGCUCCACAGAGAAAGUUCUACCUUGGUAGAGAACGCGACGGGAGACCCGGAGGACUGACGCUUCCUGAAGGGAAACCCCGAAUUAUUGAUAUUUUGUUCUGGGCUGGGGUUUUCGGUGGCUUUGUUGUUAGGGUCAGUGGGCUUGCGGGCUUUGUCUUCCAAGCUCGUAUUCAUCGACCAGCCGGCGGCGCGAUGGCGAGCACUCCACCCGCCGCAUCCGAUCAGUCUUCUGCCAGCUCCCCUCUUAGUCAGUCUCUCGGGAUCGAUAACCUCUUAGAGGAGAUCUGUACGACCCCCACCACGGUCAUGCAUGACGUCGAUCUUUCGAAGCCUAAUCCACACCCCAUUCACGGCGUCCCUGGCAAUCCUAGCCCUCCUUUCAGUAUAGGCAUGCUUCCAAACGCAAAUCAGUACACCGGCGUCCCAGGUCACAUCGUAGCAAGUACAACUCUUCCAUCGAUUUGCCCAAGCCAAGGCUCUCAGCAUGGCAUGCAAUCUCCGACUGCUCCCCUCCCUGCCCGCUACCCAGCGCCCGCACCGAUCUACAACCCCGCCCAAGCCCGCGGCACCUUAAUUUAUGCCAACACGCCUAACUACUCGGCAAACCCAGUGACGCCUUCGCAUUAUUCGCUCUCUUCUUCUCACAGCUCCUCCUUGACCAAUCCAUCGCCAACGCCAACAUCUUUGCCAACUACGAGCCAACCGACCACCCAAGCCCAAGACCUACAACUGGCUGCCAUGCAACCGCCAGCGACUAUUUCCCUGGCUACGCAGAAGGCAAGAGAACAAGCUUUGGCGGCAAGGGCUCUGAAAAAGGAGGAGGAGCAUACCAAGCAGUUGAAUAGAAUGACCAGAGAAAACAAUCACUUGCGCAGCCAAGGUCUGAUUGUAGAAAACGAAAAGGAGAAAUUCCAACAGAAGGUGAAGGAACUGGAGCGACAAAUUAUUAAACUAGGCAAAGAAGUCCUGGCCGAGAAGAAACGUGGAUCAACUUUAGAGGCAAGUGCGUCAGCUUUGCAAGAAUCUCUACGCCUCGAAAAGCGCGAAACAUUGCGUUUGAGCUCCUUGAUCGGUAGACCAGCAAUCAAGGAGACGCGUCGCCAGAUGGGGGUUGUCCACAACUUUAUGGUCUGCAAGAAGAUUGGGACCAAGACGCACACCCAACGUCAAGAGAGGCUCAUUGCUCUGAUGAUGAGGGAAAUCAUCCAUCAGAAGAAGGUUAUGAGUCAUCCGGAACACACCAUCCAAAUCUUGAACUAUACACACCAAUCGAACAUUGCUCAACUCAAUGCCGAGUAUCAGCAACAUAUCCAGAGUCUCCAAGCUGAACUCUCAUCCCCAAAUUCACAUCUCACAAAGCCACAUCCUCCAGCCCAAGAGUUCAACGCCAAGAUCGAAGAACUGGAAAUCAAGCUCAAGGGUGCCCAAGAAUGUGCCAGUACUGAACGGAGCAAUGCCUCCGAGCUCGGUCUUACCGUCAGAAGCCUCAGGAUUGAUCUUACAAACAGAGCAUCCGAUAUCAAAGACCUAAAACAGAAGCUUACGGAGAACAAGGAUCUCGAAACAAAGCUACGGGAAGCCGAUGCUGCUACAGAGAGAGAACGAACAAAGAACGCCGAGCUUGUGAACAGGAUCGAUGGCAUAAAUGCAGAUCUUGAAGAGCACCGAUCGGAGAUCGAGGAUCUGAAUGAGAAGUUGAAGAACAAGGGGGAUCUUGAGUCAGAAAUCCGGGCUGCGAACUAUGCGAUUGGCCAUGAACAUAAGAAGAAUUCUAGGUUUGAGACGACAAUUGCCGACCUGAAGACAAAACUUGGAGAUCUCGAAUAUGAGAACAAGAAUUUGGAAGAGAAGAGGGCCAGUCUUGAAGAACAGCUCCAGAUGGCUUUGAGAGACAAGAAGACCGGAGGCUUCGGAAAUACAGAAGCGGUUCUGCACAAUGCAAACCCUCAGAAGAACACUGCUGAGGAUUUUGUUGGAUUGGAGAGCGGACAUCUCGACAAUUCCGAUCCUACGGGCUCUAGACCGAACAACGAACAGCACCAAGAGUUGGAGAUCAAGAACGGGCACCCUCAACCGCUUAUCCGCCGAGCAAACAAACCCAAGUUUGCUCGGCCUAACACACCCCCGCCCGGUCCGCGUAGAGGGCGUGACGAACCAGAGGAAGUCUACACCCAGCGGUUGCGCCGCUUGACCCAGCUCUCAUUGGACCACAAUGCAAAAUUACUUGGCCAAGACAAGGGCCAUUCUGCAGUGUCAGACUUGGAAACCACACAAUAUCAGACCAUUGAAGAAUUCCUUUCUGAUCCGACCAAAUGUUUUGUCGCCAUGUGGGAGAAGCUAGACGCAAGCUUUUCCGAGAAUUGUGAGCUGAAGAAUGAGAUUGAUCGAUUGGAGGAUGACCACAACCAGCAAAGCAAGAGACUUAAGGCCAAAGUGAGAAAGCUGGAGGCCACCGUCGAUGGUUUGAGGCAAGAGAAGAGAGAUGAGAACAUGAAAUUGAAGCUCAGAGAACAAGCUUUGACGAAGGCAGAAAAGGCUCUCGAGCAGAGAGAACAAUGGCUUAACAGAGUCGAGUCAGGAGUUGAUGCGGUCACCAUGGCUGAAUCAUCCACAAGUAGUUGGGAUAAUGAGACUUACGAUGAUGGUUCCACUAUCUUCGAGGAUCCUCGCAUUUAUGGCGACAUUCAAGCCGCUGAGCGGUGUUCAAUGUUCGCCGAUACUUGGCACAAUGGCGGUUGCGAGGUUGGCUUACAAGUCGAUAAUACCGAAGUUCAAUGUCCCAGUCCAGUCGGUGACAUUGAAGCAUCCCAAUGUCCCAACCCAGUCGGUGACAUCGAAACCGAAUGUUCCGGUGUAUCUGGGACAUUCCCUUGGAAGUUGAUACUCGUCGAUUUGCUCGUCAUUUUCCUCCUCCUGGCUGGUAUGCUCUGUUGUACAAUUUUCAAGCAAAAUCCUCCUUCCGAACAACGCCCGCCACAUACAUGUCAUAUUUCCGAGCGGCCUCACUUCUCGAUGCCUUUUUCUUCGCCGGAUCGUGUGCCGAUCCUCGUAUGCCUUGAAAAUGGCAGCAGCAACUCCACCCCUGCCUUCUCCUUGACUGUUCCAAUUCUGGACAGCCUGGUCAGCCAACUGCCACUAUUUGAUGGCCCUGGUUACGAGCAUGUCACCCCUCCUGAAGCAUCUACUGGGUUCAAGAGCUGGCUUUGGGAGUUUAUGGUGACUGGAGCAGCACAAGGGCAAUUCGGGGCUGCGGUAGGGAGCAGCAGUCUUUAUCUUUGA